This is a messenger RNA of Castor canadensis (American beaver), 2526 nucleotides long. It is a transcript of the gene Cadm3, whose product is annotated as cell adhesion molecule 3. The record is from RefSeq and is a predicted model, not a curated record. Gene Ontology annotation, cellular component: presynaptic membrane. Gene Ontology annotation, biological process: homophilic cell-cell adhesion. NCBI's taxonomy places the organism in Eukaryota, Metazoa, Chordata, Mammalia, Rodentia, Castoridae.
UCCCAGCGACUGCAGCACCGCGCCGGCUCCCUCCCGGUCCCCGCCUCGGCCCCGGGCUUGGAAGCGGCUCGGGGGCGCCCUUUUGGACAGCGACGUCGUCUACCCCCUCCCAAACCCCAGCCCCUGGAGACCCAGGCUCGCCAGCGCCCAGCCAGGGAGGCGGCCGGGAAGCGAGAUGGGGGCCCCCUCCGUCCUGCCCCUGUUCCUGCUUUUUGCCUGCUGCUGGGCGCCCGGCGGGGCCAACCUCUCCCAGGACGGCUACUGGCAGGAGCAGGAUUUGGAGCUGGGAACUCUGGCUCCACUGGACGAGGCCAUCAGCUCCACAGUCUGGAGCAGCCCUGACAUGCUGGCCAGUCAAGAUAGUCAACCCUGGACAUCCGAUGAAACAGUGGUAGCUGGUGGCACUGUGGUGCUCAAGUGCCAAGUGAAAGAUCAUGAGGACUCAUCUCUGCAGUGGUCUAAUCCUGCCCAGCAGACUCUCUACUUUGGGGAGAAGAGAGCCCUUCGAGAUAAUCGGAUUCAGCUGGUUAGUUCUACUCCCCACGAGCUCAGCAUCAGCAUCAGCAACGUGGCCUUGGCAGAUGAGGGAGAGUACACCUGCUCCAUCUUCACUAUGCCUGUGCGAACCGCCAAGUCCCUCGUCACUGUGCUCGGAAUCCCACAGAAGCCCAUAAUCACUGGUUACAAAUCAUCUUUACGGGAAAAGGAAACGACCACCCUAAACUGUCAGUCUUCUGGGAGUAAACCUGCAGCCCAGCUCACCUGGAGGAAGGGUGACCAAGAACUCCAUGGAGAACCAACCCGAAUACAAGAAGAUCCCAAUGGAAAAACCUUCACUGUGAGCAGCUCAGUGACAUUCCAGGUUACCCGAGAGGAUGAUGGAGCAAACAUUGUGUGCUCUGUGAACCAUGAAUCUCUAAAGGGAGCUGACAGAUCUACUUCUCAGCGCAUUGAAGUUUUAUACACACCGACUGCAAUGAUUAGGCCAGACCCUCCACACCCCCGUGAAGGCCAGAAGCUGUUGCUACACUGUGAAGGCCGUGGCAAUCCUGUCCCCCAGCAGUACCUAUGGGUAAAGGAGGGCAGCGAGCCACCCUUGAAGAUGGCCCAGGACAGUGCCCUCAUCUUCCCUUUCCUCAACAAGAGUGACAGUGGCACCUAUGGCUGCACAGCCAUUAGCAACAUGGGCAGCUACACAGCCUACUUCACCCUCAAUGUCAACGACCCCAGUCCAGUGCCCUCAUCCUACAGCACCUAUCACGCCAUCAUUGGUGGGAUCGUGGCUUUCAUCGUCUUCCUGCUGCUCAUCCUGCUCAUCUUCCUAGGCCACUACUUGAUCCGGCACAAAGGAACCUACCUGACACAUGAGGCAAAGGGCUCCGACGAUGCCCCAGAUGCGGACACGGCCAUCAUCAACGCAGAAGGCGGGCAGUCAGGCGGGGAUGACAAGAAGGAAUAUUUCAUCUAGGGGUGCCUACUCACCUCCUGCACCCCCAUGGGGACUGCUGGGGCUACCACCAACCCGGACUUGUACAGAGCGACCCCAGGGCCACCCCUCCUGCUUGCUCCCCAGCCCACCCAGCCCCUUGUACAGAAUGUCUGCUUUGGGUGCGGUUUUGUACUCGGUUUGGAAUGGGGGGGAGGAGGGGGGGGAGGGGAGGGUUGCCCUCAGCCCUUUCCGUGGCUUCUCUGCGUUUGGGUUAUUAUUAUUUUUGUAACAAUCCCAAAUCAAAUCCGUCUCCAGGCUGGAGAGGCAGGGGCCCUGGGGUGAGGAAAGAAAAACACCUAGAAUGUUAGGAGGAGAAUGAAGGCAGAGGGGUAAGAAAUGGGUAAGAAGCAGGACUAGCCUGCAGGUGAGGGCUCUCCCCAGACCUCCCUCCAUCCUCCAAGACAGAGCAGCUUCCUGGACUUCUCCAGGAACCUAGGAAUCAGAACAGGAGUUAGCAGUGACUUUUCCUCUGCUAGCCACAUACUAAGAGCUAUAAACAGGAAGGACAGGUCUCACCCUGACACCCCUCUUCCAUCACAAAGGGAAGGGAGUGAAUGGGAGAGUCUCCAAGGAGAUGUGAUCUGCAGGUGGCAUGCAGCCACACAGAGACCCAACGCUUCUAGCUGGGGAGAACAUGGGUCCCUCUCAGGAAUGGUAGACUUGGAGAGGAAGGAUGGUGGAGAAGGCCCCAUCCACUCAUUGCUCCUCACAAUGGAUGAAACCAGGCCUUUUUCACAGAAACUGCCCUUGGGGGACAGCAGAGCUCCACUGCGCCUCCUAGCUUCAGCAGCGGUGGAGGGGCUCUGCUCUGGGGCCUGAACUGCGUCUGCUUUCCCCCACCGAGGGGCCUCUCACUCUUACCCAAGACCCUGGACUGUUGCACGGCAACCACUCCUGUCAUGGCAUUGCUCAGCAACUACUCCUCCAUCUUGUGCCACCCUGUGCCCCUUUCUGUUUCUGACGCCAGCCCUCAGUCCUUCCUCCUUCAGCAGCCAGGCAGACAUAACAACAAAAAUACUAAAAGGAGCUUCACUGCA